AUGGAAGUAUUUUUCUAAGGAUUGGGAUUAUGCUCUUUUGUAUUAGCAGGCUCAAUAGCAAAAAAAAAAUUUUAUCCAUAUUUAGUUAAAAAAAAUAUCUCCUUGCUUAAAAGCAAAUACAAUCCAAACGGAAAUAGCUAUGCCUUGAUAACAGGAUCUUCUGAUGGAAUAGGGAAGGAGUUUGCGAAAUUGCUAGCAUAAGAAAAUAUGAAUAUAAUUUUACAUGGUAGAAAUAUUUAAAAGCUAAAUACCGUUAAAGAAGAAAUCAUUAAAGAUCCUAAAACUAGCAAAGAUAUCAAAGUAGAAAUAUUCGAAUAAAAUUUAAAUGAAUUAGGGUUAAAUAUCGAAUAAUAAGCACAAACAGUAUUAAAUUAAUACAAAAUCUAAUUAUUGAUAAACAAUGCAGGCAUAACAUCUGUAGAAUCAUUAAAAAAUUCUAGUGUUGAUGAUAUGUAGCAAUUAAUUAACACAAACAUAACAUCUCCGAUUGUCUUUUCAAAAUAUGUAAUCUAAAAUCAUUUCAAAAACGAAUAAGAAGAAUAUGGAAUCAUUAAUAUAAGCAGCUUAACUGCUGAUUUUCCUAUAGGAUUUAUAAGCAUUUAUUCUGCUUCUAAAUCUUUCCUAAAUGCUUUUUCACAAUCUUUAUAAUAAGAAACAAGUUCAAAUAUUUAAAUAACUUCAAUCAAGCCUUAUUAUAUCUCUACUAAAAUGACCAGAUUUUAAAAAUUAAGCUUUGACACAAUAUCUACUUAAGAAUUUGUUAAUGGAGCAAUAAAUUCAUUUUUACACAAGCAAAAUUGUUCAUGCGGAAAUUGGAAGCAUGAAUUAAUAUAUUUAUACUACAGCUUAAUACCAUCAUGGAUAUUGUAAAAAAAGUUAACUUAAAAAAUGGAAAUAGUUGCAAAUUAGCUCUAUAAAAUAAAAUAAAUUGGAUUAAAAAGACAAAAAUUAAAUAGUUAAAAAUAAAGUAAUUCAUUGGAGGAUAAAACUAAAUGA
Molecule: messenger RNA, 996 nt
Organism: Tetrahymena thermophila SB210
Lineage: Eukaryota; Ciliophora; Oligohymenophorea; Hymenostomatida; Tetrahymenidae
Product: oxidoreductase, short chain dehydrogenase/reductase family protein
Exons: 1
Molecular function (GO): oxidoreductase activity
Source: RefSeq, a predicted model, not a curated record